ACCCAACACAUGAGAAGUGUUGGGGAGCAGUGUUGGGCAGAAGUGUGUUGCCAAAUUUGCAGAGGAAUGCGAUUCUCAGCUUGCCUUUUGAUAUAUACUGGUAUAUUUAAUUAAUAAGAUGUUUGGAGCAGCGAAAUCCGAGCCAUCACCGAACACACCGAUUGUGUUUGGAUGGAAGGCGCUCGGCCAAGACAAUGACAGCUCUCCGGCUUGUCUCAAGCUGGAAACCUUUCUCAGGAUUUGCAAGGUGGACUUUGAGACGAAGCAUUUUCAAGAGCAUCAAAUGAAGGGAAACCCAAACAAAAAAGUUCCGUAUAUCCAUUGGAGUAAGCUGAACGACGGUAAACCAAUGAAUGAUUCCACUUUGAUCAUCAACGCCCUCAAAACAAUGGAUCCGAUAACCUACGACCUCGAUCAGCAUUUGACAGCCGAACAACGAGCCAUUGGUACUGCGUUCAAAACCAUGUUGGAAGAGUCCACUUAUUUUACCGGGAUUAUGCAAGCUCGGUGGUUGUGCAAGGAGGAGUGCGACCGCGUCACGGUGCCGCUGUACUUUGAUUUUGUACCAUCUUUGCUUCGCGGACUCGUCGGCCGUCAAGUUCGCAACAAUUUGGUGCGGGAUUGCCAAGGCCAAGGAACGGGCAUCUUGAGCAAUGCACAAGUGUUGGAAAAAUUUAAAAUGGAAUUAAUGGCCGUCUCGGAAUAUCUUGGUGAGAAACCAUAUUUGAUGGGAACAAAAGUCACCUCCUUUGAUGCCACCGUCUAUGCCUACAUGGCCAUCUUGAUCCAGGGUGAUUGGAGUCAUGAAAUCAAUCAAGAAGCACGAAAUUGCAAGAAUGUGGUGGCCUAUGUGGACCGCAUGAGAAAAGAGUUUUGGCCAGAACUGCAAGAAAAAGCGUGAUGCGUAGUGGAAGCAAAAAGACAGUACAUAAUGAAUGGAUGGUGCGCCAAUGGCAACAACCUACAGUACGAAAUAACGUUUGUAGGCGCUACAUAUUAUUGACAGACUAUCGAGCCACUAUCCUCAAGCUUCUUCCUUCAUGCCGCUACUAACCAGUCACUGGUGGGCUGCUUCUGCGGGCGAAGCGUUGGCAAAGAGCACCAGCGUCAAAACCUUUCUUUGCUGGGGAAUGGACGGCUCCUUCGAUGGUGUAUAUGAAAGGAAAGGUGUGCGCGCAGAUGCAAUAUUGGAGAAUGAAGGGUACAAGGCGUUGGCUGAAGUCUUGGCUAUGAAUGAAUCAAACACUCACGUCAAUUGAACGCAGAAACCAUGGUGUUGACAAAAAACUCAUGGAUGUCACGAGUUCCGAACAAUCUGCAGGUUACCGUAGCAAGCCAUUGAAGAUAAUGUUGAACGAAACAGGAAAGCACUCCAAAACUACAUUUGUGUGACAAGGGAGCAGAGUCGUACAAUGUUUGUAGUGUGUGAUCUAUAUCGUUCUGGGUACCUUUUUAUGAUGCACUACCAUAACUACUAGGCCAUGGUUGUUUUCUUCGUCU
This is a messenger RNA of Seminavis robusta, 1500 nucleotides long. The record is from the annotation of a GenBank genome assembly. Lineage: Eukaryota; Bacillariophyta; Bacillariophyceae; Naviculales; Naviculaceae.